Molecule: messenger RNA, 1461 nt
Organism: Aspergillus homomorphus CBS 101889
Lineage: Eukaryota; Fungi; Ascomycota; Eurotiomycetes; Eurotiales; Aspergillaceae
Product: H(+)-transporting V0 sector ATPase subunit d
Exons: 4
Coding region: 85-1176 (363 amino acids)
Biological process (GO): proton transmembrane transport; vacuolar acidification; vacuolar transport
Cellular component (GO): fungal-type vacuole membrane; proton-transporting V-type ATPase, V0 domain; vacuolar proton-transporting V-type ATPase complex
Molecular function (GO): proton-transporting ATPase activity, rotational mechanism
Source: RefSeq, a predicted model, not a curated record
ACCAGCAAGUACCCCAGCCUGCUUCGACUCCUCCCCGUUCGACGAAAAAGAAGCUGCUUGAGGACUUGUGCUCUUCCGAUCACCAUGGAGGGUCUCUUUUUUAACGUUAAGAGCGGCUACAUUGAGGGCAUUGCCCGAGGAUAUCGGAACAGUCUUUUGACUAGCCAACACUACUCCAACUUGACUCAAUGCGAGUCGAUCGAUGAUGUUAAGCUACAGCUCGCCCCCGCAUACGGCGACUUCCUCGCCGCUCUUCCCCCGAACCCCUCGACGUCCGCUCUAGCAGGCAAGAUGACCGACAAACUGGUUGCUGAAUUCCGUUAUCUCCUCGCGCAGGCCACGGGGUCCACGGAGAGAUUCCUGCGAUACCUGACAUACGGAUACAUGAUCGACAACAUCGCCUUGCUUAUUACCGGCACCCUCCACGAACGGGACACCCGCGAACUCCUGGAACGAUGCCAUCCUCUAGGCUGGUUCGAGACCUUGCCUGUCCUCUGUGUCGCCACCAACAUCGAAGAACUGUACAACUCUGUCCUGAUCGAGACGCCUCUAGCCGGCUAUUUCAAGGGUAGCCUUAGCCACCAGGAUCUGGACGAGCUCAACAUCGAGAUCGUGCGCAAUACGCUUUACAAGAACUACCUCGAGGACUUCCACCAGUUCGUCACCACACACCCUGAUUUCCAGGGAACGCCGACCCAGGAAGUCAUGUCGGAGAUUCUGCAAUUCGAAGCCGACCGGCGCGCCAUCAACAUCACAUUGAACUCGUUCGGCACGGAGCUGUCGAAGCAGGAGCGGAGGAAGCUGUACCCGGAGUUCGGUAAGCUCUGGCCGGAAGGCUCGCUGAUGCUCUCGCGUGCGGAUGAUAUAGAGUCUGUCGCGCUCGCCGUGAGCAUCUCCGCGGAUUACAAGGCGUUCUUCGAUGCGGUCGGCUUGACGCAGGGUGGAGGCGGUCUGGGAGGUAUGGGAGGCGGCUCGGAGGGCAAGAGCUUGGAGGAUUUGUUCUACCAGAAGGAGAUGGAGAUGUGCAAGGUUGUAUUCACACGGCAGUUCACGCCUGCGGUUGUAUAUGGAUGGAUGAGAUUGAAGGAGCAGGAAAUCCGAAACGUCACCUGGAUCGCAGAGUGUAUUGCGCAAAAUCAGAAAGAGAGGAUCGGGAACUUCAUCUCUGUUUUCUAGAUACCAUGUUUCUUCCUUUGUUAGCCGUGCCAUGUUAAAUCCCUAUCGAUUCUAUCUUCUGAUUCCUUUGUGUUUCAUUUUGUCAAGCCGUCACUAAAGUAUACUCCACACUCCCGGCUGCUUUCUGCGCACUUGUGAGAGAGAGAGUAACCCUGUAUCCUAUCUCCAAUCAGGCGUCUCGUCCUUCCGGUUUGGUUUUAUGAUCUUUCUAGUCAAUAAGCGCAUCCGAACCAUUCUGCAUCCAUCCGUUUCCGAUCAUGAUCUUCCUCCGGAGUUGGAUAGUAG